CUGGCAGAAGUUUUAUUUGUGUCUCUUUCCUCGCCAAGUGUGGGAUUAUGGUAGCCUUGGUGUCGGGCAUCAGCCCCGUGGAUCCGAUCGCCAGCUCCUGCCUGCUGUGCUCCGCCUGCCGCUUCUUGCUUAUCAAACCCAAGCAGACCGAGUGUGGCCACCGCUACUGUACCGCCUGCCUGGAGAACCUCUUCAGGACAGGAAAUGAAGCGGAUUGCUACAUUUGCCAAAAGAAGGUUCUUCGUUCCAAGGUGUACCUGGACAGGGCUGCGGAAAAUGAUGCCUAUGCCACCAAGAUCCACUGCAUGGCUCACCUGGGGGGCUGCGACUGGGUUGGAUCGCUGCGAGGUUACCUGCGUACACACCGAGCCCAGUGCGGUUUCCAUGUGCUCCCUUGUGCCAACGUGGCGUUCGGCUGCGAGGUUGUCGGCCCCAGGAAGGAGGUGUCAGUACACGAGAUCCAGGAGUGUGGGUGGCGGUUGGAACGUUGCCCCCGGUGCGAGACGUUCUGCGUCCACAAGCUGCUGGAGGAUCACCUGGCAAAGUGUGGGAACCAGGAGAACUGCCCUCUCUGUGGUGCGACUGACUUAACAAAGGCAGAGUUGGAACAACAUUGUGACCCCCUCCUUGGCAACUGUCCCAAGGCUAAGGUGGCCUGUCCCUUUAAGGAGGUCGGCUGUCUGGAACAGUUUCAGCGACAGGAUUUGGACGAUCACCUUCGAGCUGCCCAGCAGACGCACCUGCUCCAGCUGCUCUCCCUGGCGACCAGCCUGAGAGCCGGCAACGCAGACCGGCCCAAGGAGCCCCCGGAGAAGGCUGGCAGGGCACUGGGCGAGCCCUCGAAGGUCGCUGAGGGCGACGAGACCCCGGCUCUCGGGAGGGGGCCAGACCCAGGGCUGCUGGCUCUGGCGGGUCGAGCGGACGUCCUGGAGAGGUCGGUGAGCGGCCUGAACAAGGAGCUGGACCGCUACGCCCAGGUGAUCGAGACGCUGCAGCAGAAGUGCCUCCACUAUGAGCAGGUCAUCCACACCCUGCAGAAGAAGGCGCGGGCGUCGGAGACAGCCGGUACCUCUGGGAACCCCUCUCCCUCUGCCCCGCCGAUCAGCACCAACGGGGUCCUGGUGUGGAAGAUCAAGGACUUCUCCGCCCAGCUGGCAGCGGCCAAGGCGGGCCACAGACUCUCCUUCUACUCGCCGCUCUUCGCCAGCCACCCCUUCGGCUACCGCAUGUGCUGCCGGCUUUACCCCAACGGAGACGGCAAUGGCAAGGGCAGCCACAUCUCCCUUUUCCUGGCCCUGGUCAGGGGCGACUACGAUGAGGUCCUUCCCUGGCCCUUCCGCCAGAAGGUCACAUUCAUGCUGCUGGACCAGGCCGGCCAGAGGCACCUGAAGGAAUCCUUCUCACCCGACCCUCUGAGUGGCUCCUUCCAGAAGCCCAGGAGCCACAUGAACGUGGCCAGUGGUUGCCCCACUUUCGCCCUGCACGAGACCUUCCAGAGGGGUCCCGUCCAGUACCUGAGGAACGACACCAUUUACAUCAAAGUGGUGGUGGACCCCAUGGGACUGCAGAUGUGAGGGGUGUGUGGGGUGGAGGGGGGCGUUCCCCUGGUGAAGGCAGGUGGGAUUGACUGCCUCAGUGGAACCAACCCGUGAUGUCCUGUCCUGAGGGCAUUUGAUGGGACGGCUGUCCUGAGGGCAUUUGAUGGGACGGCUUGGAGGGAGCUUUGCUCUGUAUUUAACCUGCCGUCUCUCUCCUGGGUGUAGACAACGGGACAGUGUAGACGGAGCUUCACUCUGUGUCUAAUGUGCUGUUCCUGCCCUGGGAGUGUGUGCCGGGACAGUGUAGAGGGAGCUUCACUCUGUGUCUAAUGUGCUGUUCCUGCCCUGGGAGUGUGUGCCGGGACAGUGUAGAGGGAGCUUCACUCUGUAUCUAAUGUGCUGUGGCUGCCCUGGGAGUGUGUGCCGGGACAGUGUAGAGGGAGCUUCACUCUGUAUCUAAUGUGCUGUGGCUGCCCUGGGAGUGUGCAAUGGGACAUAGAAGGAGAUUUAACCUGUGACUAACCUGCGCUAUCCCUGGCCUAGAGAUGUGUAACGGGACAGUGCUGAGGGAGCUUUACUCUGCAUCUAAUGUGCUGUUCCUGCCCUGGGAGUGUGUGACGGGACAGUGUAGAAGGAGCCUUGCUCUGUAUCUAACCUUUGUUUUUAUCUAUCAGACUAUUUUGGAGAGCGUGGUGGCCAUAACAAAUCUCUGUAGCAGUUUAUUUAAAAAGAUUGGAGGUCAUGAACAGAACUUUAAUACCUGCCUGCAACUCGACAGUAUUACCUCAUCGUAGCACAAAGCACAUUUUUACUGAACUUUAUUAGUAAGCACCGUAGAGAAACUGCAGAACAAAGGCUGAGAAUCCACAGUGAUUGCUGUUGGUCUGGGAGUGUGUGACAGGACAGUGUAGAGGGAGAUUCACACUGUCUCUAACCUCUAUCACCCCUGCCUGGAAACGUUUGACGGGACGGUGUAGGAGGAACUUUAUUCUGUGACUAAUCCUUGCUAUCCCUGCCUUGGGAGUGUGUAAUGGGACAGUGUAGAGUGAUUUUUACUCUGUAUCUAAUCCGUGCUGGCCUUGUCUUGGAUGUGUAUAUUGUGACAGCGUAGAGAAUAUUUACACUGUAUCUUAUCCCAGCCCCGGGAGUGUGGGACAUUGCUGUACCUAAGCUAAGUUAUACCUGACCUGGGAGUGUGUGAUUGGCAGUACAGUAUCAACCCUAUGCUGUCUGUGCCCAGGGAGUUUUUGACAGGAGUGUCCCAAGGGAGCCUAACCGGUGUUGUCUGGACCAAGAAAAGAAGGAUAUAUAAUACAGGAUAAUCUCCCUUCGCACCACCCACUCCCCUCCCACCCCUGCCCCGCAGGAGGAGUGAGGCAAGGGGAUGGUUAAUGCUCAGUGUUUCUCUGUCUCGCUCUCUCUCUGUCUCGCUCUCUCACUCUCCUUAUAGACUCUUGAGUGGCCUGUCCUCCAGGAGAGAGGUGAUUCUGGGACUCUGUGUUUACUGCACUUUAAUCCUAAUUAAAUCAAGUUCUAUUUAUUUAUUUAUUGAUGUGACUAAUUUAUUGACUCUUGUAAUAUUGCAAAUGCCGUGCUGAUUGUCAAUAAAAGUUCAAGAACGUGCUG
Molecule: messenger RNA, 3164 nt
Organism: Pristis pectinata (smalltooth sawfish)
Lineage: Eukaryota; Metazoa; Chordata; Chondrichthyes; Rhinopristiformes; Pristidae
Product: TNF receptor-associated factor 3-like
Exons: 7
Coding region: 48-1574 (508 amino acids)
Biological process (GO): positive regulation of JNK cascade; protein K63-linked ubiquitination; regulation of canonical NF-kappaB signal transduction
Cellular component (GO): cytoplasmic side of plasma membrane; plasma membrane signaling receptor complex
Molecular function (GO): ubiquitin protein ligase binding; tumor necrosis factor receptor binding; zinc ion binding
Source: RefSeq, a predicted model, not a curated record